AUGAGUGAUCAGGGAGAAGAAGCACCUAAGAAUGGUCUUCCCCCUUAUUUUGACAAACUUUCAGAAAGUGAUAAGGUCACAUAUAUGGAAAUGAAAAAACAUAUUUCAAAUUUAGCAGACAGAAUUUCUAGAGGUUCAAAACAAAAUAUCUUUUUAGAAAUCUUCAAUCUCAUCAGAAGAUUCUGUCACCGCAAUGAGCCUAACGAUUUUAUUCGAUGCUUAGUUUGUGGUUAUGCAUUUUGUCCUCAUUAUUUAGGUGUUAACCAGAAAAGAUCCCAAUAUCUCUUAAAUAAAAGCAAAUCAUCUCUACAUACUGUUAUGCGUGAACUUGGCUAUGAAUUAAAGUUAAAUAGAGCAGAUACAGAUAAAGAAGAAAUUUAUCAUUUCUUUCCUAAAGACUUUGACUACAUAGGAUCCAAAAGAAAUGAAUUACGAGCAUGGACAAUUCGUAAUUAUCCUGUGCCAGUAUCAGAUUUACCUAUAUUAGUUGAUGAUCCUACCAAAAAACCGCAUUACAAUCCACUUAUACCUCCAAAAAGCAUAUACGCCCCAAUUUUGAACAUGUAUCACAGUGUAUUAACUGCACAAGCUCAAUUCAAGGCAGCUGCACUUCAACAAAAAUUACAAAGACCACAAACGCCACCUGCCCCUCCAUCAUCACCUCCACAAACAUCACCACCACCUCCACCACCGCCACCACCACCAAAUAGCCAGAACAAUAAUAACACUAAUAAUACUAAUAAUAAUCUUCCAACGCUGACUACGAACACUGAACCUCCUCCAACACCAAAUCCCAAAGCUUAUGAAUUCACUGUGCAUCCUAGAAUAGAGUAUUUGUAUUAA
Messenger RNA from Trichomonas vaginalis G3, 843 nucleotides. RefSeq names its product transcription-initiator DNA-binding domain ibd family. Lineage: Eukaryota; Parabasalia; Trichomonadida; Trichomonadidae. The record is from RefSeq and is a predicted model, not a curated record. The transcript has a single exon. The coding region runs from base 1 to 843 and encodes 280 amino acids.